This is a messenger RNA of Penaeus monodon (black tiger shrimp), 1417 nucleotides long. Its product is annotated as protein lifeguard 1-like. The record is from RefSeq and is a predicted model, not a curated record. Gene Ontology annotation, cellular component: membrane. Lineage: Eukaryota; Metazoa; Arthropoda; Malacostraca; Decapoda; Penaeidae. The transcript has 4 exons. The coding region runs from base 177 to 875 and encodes 232 amino acids.
UCCCUUUUAUCUCGAAACACAACGCCAGUCGAUCACAUUUCUCCCAAAAACGAAUCAGUCGAGUUUGUGAAAUCAGCCUGAAAGGAUCACCGAUUUCUUUUCCUGAUUUUUUUUUUUCUUGUUAAUUAAUUGUGGGUGGACUAAUUGGACUAAUAGUUCUCUGAAUCCUGAAGACCAUGGAGGACGUCGAGGCAGACAUGACCUUCGCCUUCUCGGAGAAGUCCAUUCGGAUGGGCUUCAUAAGGAAAGUGUACGCCAUCUUGUGCACGCAACUCCUGAUCACCUUUGGUCUGGUGGCCAUCUUCGUGUGGGUGCCCUCCGUCAGCGACUACGCCUUAAACAACAUGUGGAUGCUCUGGGUCGCCAUAAGCCUGACGUUCGUCAUGGUGAUCGCCCUCUCCUGCUGUGGCAACCUGAGGAGGAAGUCCCCGUACAACUACAUAGCGCUUUUCGUGUUCACCCUCUGCGAGGGGUACUUGCUCGGGGUCGUGAGCGCGUCUUACGAGGGGAAAGAGGUCGCCAUCGCUAUUGUCUCCACGGCGGUGGUGACGCUGGUGCUCACGCUGUUCGCUUUCCAGACCAAAUAUGACUUCACAAUGAUGGGCGGCUUCGUCCUCGUCAGCCUGACCGUCCUCCUGAUAUUCGGGAUCUUAGCAGCCAUUUGGUCCAACAAUAUCGUCAACAUGGUGUACGCCUGCCUCGGGGUGCUCCUCUUCAGCUUCUACCUGGUGUUCGAUACCCAGCUCAUCAUCGGAGGGAACCACAAAUUCGCCUAUUCGCCGGAGGAGUACGUGUUCGCGGCCCUCAACUUGUACCUCGAUAUCAUCAACCUCUUCAUGUACAUUCUCGCGAUCAUUGGAGGAUCAAAGAAUUAAGGCUGUGAAGAAGGAAGAUAGAUAAAAGGAAGGGAAAAGGGAGGGAGAGAAUGAGCAAGGGCUGGUCUAUGCGUUUUGGUUAGUAACUCUCUACCAAGGGUUGGAUUGGAUCAUGAUCGGAGGGUACAUUUAUUAACAUGAAUUGCAAUGCGUUAUUUUGUUUAACGGAAGUUAUUUAUAAGGGAUAUGCUUUGAAAAAUAGCCUGAAGAAGGGAUAAUAGGCUAAGGUAGAAGUCAGCCAAUAAAUUUAUCUUGAGAGAGAGAGUUUAUGGAAAAGGAGUCAGCCAUUUAAUUCAUUUUGAUUGAACAUUAACGGGAAGGGAGUGGCAAAGAUUUUGGAUUUUAUCUCUUGAAAUGAUUUUUCAUGAGAUACAAUCCAAGUUUAUGUAAGAGAUGAAUGCAUGUAUGAUUAUCUGUUUGACUAUAUAUUUAUGUAUGUACACAUGCACAUUAUUAUCCGUUAUUUUGCCUGUAUGUCUGCGCUUUACUCUUCGGGUAGCAUAAGUGUGUGAUGUGCUCGCCAAUAAAAACCACAAAGAAAU